GCACUGGCAGGCAGGCGGCUGGGCAGAGCUGUCAACCUGCUGCAGGCGGGCGGGCGCCCGCACCCCGUUGGCAGCAAGGGCCGGGCUGGGGCUGCCGGCUCCGCCGCCCUCCCGCUUGCCCCAGCCCGGUGCGGCCGUGAGCCUGCGGCCGCCGCCGCCGCCUCCCCGCGGGGAGCGACCACCGCCGCUCGCCCGGGUCAGCGGGAGCAGCGCCCGGGAGAAGGAGAGAGAGGGGGAGCCAUGGCCGAGGGGGGCGAGGGCGAGGACGAGAUCCAGUUCCUGCGAACUGAUGAUGAAGUGGUUCUGCAGUGCACUGCAACUGUUCACAAGGAGCAACAGAAAUUGUGUCUUGCUGCUGAAGGAUUUGGCAACAGGCUUUGCUUUUUGGAAUCCACAUCAAAUUCUAAGAAUGUUCCACCUGAUUUGUCCAUCUGCACCUUUGUGCUGGAGCAGUCUCUGUCAGUACGGGCCCUCCAGGAAAUGCUGGCUAACACAGAAGAAAAGGCAGAAGGGCUAGUUGAUGUGGAAAAAUGGAAAUUUAUGAUGAAGUCUGCACAAGGUGGCGGUCAUCGAACGCUACUCUAUGGGCAUGCAAUCUUGCUGCGCCAUUCCUACAGCGGCAUGUAUCUAUGCUGCCUCUCUACAUCUCGAUCUUCAAUGGAUAAGCUGGCAUUUGAUGUAGGAUUGCAAGAGGACACAACAGGUGAGGCAUGCUGGUGGACCAUCCAUCCUGCUUCCAAGCAACGAUCAGAAGGAGAAAAAGUGCGUGUUGGAGAUGAUCUUAUUUUAGUCAGUGUCUCUUCAGAAAGAUAUUUGCAUCUCUCUUAUGGCAAUGGUAGCUUACAUGUUGAUGCAGCCUUCCAGCAGACACUCUGGAGCGUAGCACCAAUCAGUUCAGGAAGUGAAGUUGCCCAAGGAUAUCUGAUCGGAGGGGAUGUUCUGAGGUUAUUGCAUGGUCACAUGGAUGAAUGUUUGACAGUCCCUUCGGGUGAACAUGGAGAAGAACAAAGAAGAACUGUCCAUUAUGAAGGCGGUGCUGUGUCAAUUCAUGCUCGUUCCCUUUGGCGACUAGAGACUCUAAGAGUUGCGUGGAGUGGCAGCCACAUCAGAUGGGGACAGCCAUUCAGACUAAGACAUAUAACAACAGGAAAAUAUUUAAGUCUCCUGGAUGACAAGAGUCUUCUUCUUACAGACAAAGAGAAAGCAGAUGUAAAAUCUACAGCAUUCUGUUUUCGGUCCUCCAAGGAAAAGUUGGACACAGGGACAAGAAAAGAAGUGGAUGGAAUGGGAGCACCUGAAAUAAAAUACGGGGAUUCAAUAUGCUUCAUACAACAUGUAGAUACAGGCUUAUGGCUCACGUACCAGUCUGCUGAUGCAAAGUCUGUACGAAUGGGUUCUGUGCAGCGGAAGGCAAUAAUGCACCAUGAAGGUCACAUGGAUGAUGGUUUAACAUUGUCCAGAUCUCAGAACGAAGAAUCCCGUACAGCACGUGUCAUCCGCAGUACGGUCUUCCUUUUCAACAGGUUUAUAAGGGGCCUUGAUGCUCUCAGCAAGAAAGUGAAGUCUUCCACCGUUGAUUUGCCUAUUGAGUCAGUCAGUCUGAGCCUUCAGGACUUGAUUGGCUACUUUCACCCCCCUGAUGAACAUUUGGAGCAUGAAGACAAACAAAACAGGCUCCGAGCACUGAAGAAUCGCCAGAACCUCUUCCAGGAAGAGGGUAUGAUCAACCUUGUUCUUGAAUGUAUUGAUCGCUUGAAUGUAUACAGCAGUGCAGCUCAUUUUGCAGACGUAGCUGGGAAGGAAGCUGGAGAAGCAUGGAAAUCUAUUCUGAAUUCUUUGUAUGAAUUGCUAGCGGCUCUGAUUCGAGGGAAUCGUAAAAACUGUGCUCAGUUUUCUGGAUCUCUUGAUUGGUUGAUCAGCAGAUUAGAAAGACUGGAAGCGUCUUCUGGAAUUCUGGAGGUUUUACACUGUGUGUUGGUGGAAAGCCCAGAAGCUCUAAACAUUAUUAAGGAAGGACAUAUUAAAUCAAUCAUCUGUCUUUUGGACAAACAUGGAAGAAACCAUAAGGUUUUGGAUGUUUUGUGUUCUCUCUGUGUUUGUCAUGGAGUAGCUGUUCGGUCUAAUCAACAUCUAAUCUGUGAUAAUCUCCUGCCAGGAAGAGAUCUGCUCUUACAGACUCGCCUUGUCAACCACGUGAGCAGCAUGCGACCCAACAUCUUCUUGGGGAUUAGUGAAGGCUCUGCCCAAUACAGAAAAUGGUACUAUGAACUUAUGGUGGACCAUCUAGAGCCCUUUGUGACUGCAGAAUCAACUCAUCUACGAGUGGGCUGGGCUUCAACAGAGGGCUACUCACCGUACCCAGGGGGGGGAGCAGAAUGGGGAGGAAAUGGUGUUGGUGAUGACUUGUAUUCCUAUGGUUUCGAUGGUCUGCAUCUGUGGUCAGGUUGUGUAGCACGAACAGUAAAUUCUCCCAACCAACAUCUGUUAAGAACUGAUGAUGUUAUUAGCUGCUGUUUGGACCUGAGUGCCCCCAGCAUCUCUUUCCGGAUAAAUGGUCAGCCAGUUCAAGGAAUGUUUGAGAAUUUCAACAUAGAUGGCCUCUUCUUCCCAGUUGUCAGCUUCUCUGCAGGAAUAAAAGUACGUUUCUUACUUGGAGGUCGCCAUGGAGAGUUCAAGUUCCUUCCUCCACCUGGAUAUGCCCCUUGCUUUGAAGCUGUACUACCGAAAGAGAAGCUGAAAGUGGAACAUAGCCGAGAGUACAAGCAGGAUCAUAACUAUACAAGAGACCUACUGGGUCCCACUAUCUCUCUGUCACAAGCAGCUUUCACUCCAGUUCCUGUAGAUACUAGCCAGAUUGUUUUGCCUCCCCACCUGGAAAGGAUUAGAGAAAAAUUAGCAGAGAACAUCCAUGAACUUUGGGUUAUGAAUAAGAUUGAACUUGGCUGGCAGUAUGGACCAGUUAGAGAUGACAACAAAAGACAACACCCAUGUUUAGUGGAGUUCUCAAAAUUGCCGGAGCAGGAAAGAAAUUAUAACUUGCAAAUGUCACUUGAAACACUGAAAACCCUGCUGGCAUUAGGCUGCCAUGUUGGAAUUGCUGAUGAACAUGCUGAAGAAAAAGUGAAAAAAAUGAAACUUCCAAAGAACUACCAGUUGUUGAGUGGAUAUAAGCCUGCUCCCAUGGAUCUGAGUUUUAUCAAACUGACCCCUUCUCAAGAAGCUAUGGUGGAUAAACUAGCAGAGAAUGCUCACAAUGUGUGGGCAAGGGACCGUAUAAGGCAAGGCUGGACGUAUGGUAUCCAGCAGGAUGUGAAAAAUCGACGAAAUCCUCGCCUUGUGCCUUAUGCUCUUUUGGAUGAUCGGACGAAGAAGUCAAACAAAGACAGUCUUCGGGAAGCAGUCCGCACCCUUCUAGGCUAUGGUUACAACCUGGAAGCUCCUGACCAAGAUCAUGCAAUGAGACUGGACGUGUGCAGUGGGAUAAUGGAAAAAUUCAGGAUCUUCCGCACAGAAAAGACUUAUGCAGUGAAGGCUGGGAAGUGGUACUUUGAAUUUGAGGCAGUUACUGCAGGAGACAUGAGAGUUGGCUGGACCAGGCCGGGUUGUCUGCCAGAUCAGGAACUUGGCUCAGAUGAAGAAGCUUUUGUUUUUGAUGGCUUUAAGGCACAGCGGUGGCAUCAAGGUAAUGAACAUUUUGGCCGCUCUUGGUUAGCAGGAGAUGUUGUUGGAUGUAUGGUUGACAUGAAUGAGCACACUAUGAUGUUCACCUUAAAUGGUGAAAUCUUGCUUGAUGACUCAGGUUCAGAACUGGCAUUCAAGGACUUUGAGGUUGGUGACGGAUUUCUACCUGUGUGCAGCCUGGGCCCAUCUCAAGUGGGAAGAAUGAACUUUGGAAAAGACGUCAGCACGCUAAAAUAUUUCACUAUCUGUGGCUUACAGGAAGGGUAUGAACCCUUUGCUGUUAAUACAAACAGAGACAUCACCAUUUGGCUGAGUAAAAGGCUCCCUCAGUUUCUACCAGUGCCACAAAAUCACGAACAUAUUGAGGUGAUGAGAAUUGAUGGCACCAUAGACAGCUGCCCCUGCCUGAAGGUCACACAGAAGUCCUUUGGUUCACAGAACAGUAAAACAGACGUCAUGUUUUUUCGAUUAAGCAUGCCCAUUGAAUGUGCUGAGGUAUUCUCCAGAUCAGCUGCAGGAGGGUUACCAGGCUCUGGUCUUUUUGGCCCGAAGAAUGACUUGGAGGAUUAUGAUGCUGAUUCUGAUUUUGAGGUUCUAAUGAAAACUGCUCAUGGUCAUCUAGUUCCCGACCGGACAGAACGAGAAAAAGAUGCCACAAAACCAGAGUUAAACAACCAUAAAGAUUAUGUUCAAGAAAAGCCUUCACGUCUUAAACAAAGAUUUAUGCUCAGGAGGACAAAGCCAGAUUAUAGCACUAGUCACUCUGCACGGCUUACUGAGGAUGUGCUAGCAGAUGAUAGGGAUGACUAUGAUUAUUUGAUGCAAACUUCCACGUACUAUUAUUCAGUGAGAAUAUUUCCUGGUCAAGAACCUGCCAAUGUCUGGGUGGGCUGGAUUACAUCUGACUUUCACCAGUAUGACACAAGCUUUGAUUUGGACAGAGUGCGUACUGUCACAGUUACGCUGGGAGAUGAAAAAGGGAAGGUUCAUGAGAGUAUAAAACGCAGCAACUGCUAUAUGGUGUGCGCAGGAGAGAGCAUGAGCCCUGGACAAGGACGUAAUAAUAAUGGUCUGGAGAUUGGUUGCUUGGUUGAUGCUGCCAGUGGCUUGCUGACCUUCACAGCUAAUGGCAAAGAACUAGGCACGUACUAUCAGGUUGAACCGAGUACAAAAUUAUUUCCUGCUGUAUUUGCUCAAGCUACAAGCCCCAAUGUUUUCCAGUUUGAAUUGGGAAGAAUAAAGAAUGUAAUGCCGUUAUCUGCUGGCUUAUUCAAAAGCGAACACAAAAAUCCAGUCUCUCAAUGUCCUCCACGUCUCCAUGUCCAAUUUCUGACUCAUGUGCUUUGGAGCAGAGUGCCAAACCACUUCUUGAAGGUUGAUGUCUCUCGGAUCAGUGAACGUCAAGGCUGGAUGAUACAGUGCCUGAAUCCUUUGCAGUUCAUGGCUCUUCAUAUUCCUGAAGAAAACAGAACAAUUGAUAUUUUAGAGCUGACAGAACAAGAAGAAUUGCUGAAAUUUCACUACCAUACCCUCCGAUUAUAUUCAGCUGUUUGUGCUUUAGGCAACAACCGAGUGGCCCAUGCUAUGUGUAGCCAUGUGGAUGAAUCUCAGCUCCUGUAUGCUAUUGAGAAUAAAUAUAUGCCAGGAUUAUUACGUGCAGGAUAUUAUGACUUACUCAUUGACAUCCAUCUCAAUACCUAUGCAACUGCCAGGUUAAUGAUGAAUAAUGAAUUUAUAGUUCCAAUGACAGAUGAGACCAAGAGUAUUACUUUGUUUCCUGAUGAAAACAAAAAACAUGGCCUCCCUGGUAUUGGACUUAGCACUUCAUUAAGGCCAAGAAUGCAGUUCUCCUCUCCGAGUUUUGUAAGCAUUAGCAGUGAAUGCUUUCAGUUCAGUCCUGAAUUCCCUCUGGAAAUCUUAAAGGCCAAAACCAUAGAGAUGCUGACUGAAGCUGUUCAGGAGGGCAGCCUCCAUGUCAGAGAUCCAGUUGGAGGUUCUACAGAAUUUCUGUUUGUCCCUCUCAUCAAGCUCUUUUAUACCCUCCUAAUUAUGGGAAUCUUCCACAAUGGGGAUCUGAAACACAUCUUGCGGUUGAUUGAGCCCAGGGUUUUCAAAGAAGCAAUGAGCCAGGAGGAUGAAGUUGAUUUCUCAGAGAAGGAGCUGAGUUCAGAUGAGCUCAAGUCAGAAGAAGGAGAGGAAGAAACCAGAGGGGAGCAAGUGCCAAAGGAAGGACUCCUUCAGAUGAAACUUCCAGAACCUGUUAAAUUACAGAUGUGCCAUCUACUCCAGUACCUGUGUGAUUGCCAAGUACGACACCGAAUAGAAGCCAUUGUAGCAUUUUCAGAUGAUUUUGUGGCCAAGCUUCAAGAGAAUCAACGCUUCCGGUACAAUGAAGUGAUGCAGGCCUUGAACAUGUCUGCUGCCCUGACUGCUAGAAAAACAAAAGAAUUUCGAUCCCCACCUCAGGAACAGAUUAACAUGCUGCUGAACUUUAAAGAUGAUAAAAAUGAUUGUCCUUGCCCUGAAGAAAUUCGGGAUCAACUCUUGGAUUUCCAUGAAGACCUAAUGACACACUGUGGAAUUGAACUAGAUGAAGAUGGAACCUUGGAUGGAAACAGUGAUUUAACCAUUAGGGGUCGCCUCCUAUACCUUAUGGAAAAAGUUACAUAUCUGAAGAAGAAGCAAGCUGAGAAGCCAGUUGACGAUGAUGCUAAGACAUCCUCUACUCUUCAGCAGUUGAUUUCAGACACAAUGGUACGCUGGGCCCAGGAAUCAGUGAUAGAAGACCCGGAGUUAGUAAGGGCCAUGUUUGUAUUGCUACACCGCCAAUAUGAUGGUAUUGGUGGCCUGGUUCGAGCCCUACCAAAGACGUACACCAUAAAUAGCGUGUCUGUGGAAGACACAAUCAAUCUUCUGGCAUCCCUCGGCCAAAUCCGUUCCUUGCUUAGUGUCAGAAUGGGGAAGGAGGAAGAGAAACUUAUGAUUCGUGGAUUAGGAGACAUCAUGAAUAAUAAAGUAUUUUACCAACAUCCAAAUCUCAUGAGAGCUUUAGGCAUGCAUGAAACUGUCAUGGAAGUGAUGGUAAAUGUGCUUGGUGGAGGAGAAUCCAAGGAAAUCACUUUCCCAAAGAUGGUGGCAAACUGCUGUCGUUUUCUAUGUUAUUUUUGCCGCAUCAGCAGACAGAAUCAAAAAGCUAUGUUUGAUCAUCUUAGCUAUUUAUUGGAAAACAGCAGUGUUGGCCUUGCCUCUCCUUCUAUGCGAGGAUCAACUCCUUUAGAUGUUGCAGCAGCCUCUGUGAUGGAUAACAAUGAACUUGCACUAGCUUUAAGAGAACCUGAUCUGGAGAAGGUGGUUCGCUACUUGGCUGGAUGUGGAUUGCAGAGCUGUCCUUUGUUGAUUUCUAAAGGCUACCCAGACAUCGGAUGGAAUCCAGUUGAAGGAGAGCGAUAUUUGGAUUUUCUUCGUUUUGCUGUUUUUUGCAAUGGAGAGAGUGUGGAGGAGAAUGCUAAUGUUGUAGUCAGACUGCUUAUCCGUCGACCUGAAUGUUUUGGUCCAGCUCUAAGAGGAGAAGGCGGCAAUGGGUUACUUGCGGCCAUGGAGGAAGCAAUACAAAUAUCAGAAGAUCCAACAAGAGAUGGACCUUCCCCAAGUAAUGGAUCUAGUAAAACCCUUGAAAUGGAAGAACAAGAAGAUGACACUAUUCACAUGGGAAAUGCAAUCAUGACCUUUUAUGCUGCUUUGAUUGAUCUGUUAGGACGCUGUGCCCCUGAAAUGCAUCUAAUCCAUGCUGGUAAAGGGGAAGCCAUUAGAAUCAGAUCAAUUCUACGGUCUUUGAUUCCACUGGAAGAUUUGGUGGGAGUAAUUAGUAUUCCUUUCCACAUGCCAACCAUAGCUAAAGAUGGUACUGUGGUGGAACCUGACAUGUCUGCGGGGUUUUGCCCAGAUCACAAGGCAGCCAUGGUUUUGUUCCUUGACAGGGUCUAUGGAAUUGAGGACCAGGAUUUUCUUCUACACCUUCUUGAAGUUGGCUUUCUGCCAGAUCUUCGUGCUGCUGCUUCUUUAGAUACAGCUGCUUUAAGUGCUACGGAUAUGGCUUUGGCUCUGAAUCGGUACCUUUGCACAGCAGUCUUGCCUCUGUUGACCAGAUGUGCUCCUCUUUUUGCUGGCACAGAGCACCAUGCUUCCCUCAUCGAUUCCUUAUUACAUACUGUGUACAGACUUUCAAAGGGAUGCUCUCUUACCAAAGCUCAGCGAGAUUCUAUUGAAGAGUGUUUGCUGUCUAUCUGUGGGCAGUUGCGGCCUUCCAUGAUGCAGCAUUUGCUGAGAAGAUUAGUAUUCGAUGUUCCUCUAUUAAAUGAACAUGCGAAGAUGCCUCUCAAGUUGCUGACAAAUCAUUAUGAAAGAUGCUGGAAGUAUUAUUGUUUGCCAGGUGGAUGGGGUAACUUUGGUGCUGCCUCAGAAGAAGAACUUCAUUUAUCCAGAAAGUUGUUCUGGGGUAUUUUUGAUGCUUUGUCUCAAAAGAAGUAUGAACAAGAACUGUUCAAAUUGGCUUUGCCUUGUUUGAGCGCAGUUGCAGGGGCCUUACCUCCAGACUAUAUGGAAUCAAAUUAUGUCAAUAUGAUGGAAAAACAGUCUUCAAUGGAUUCAGAUGGGAACUUUAGUCCUCAACCGGUUGAUACAUCGAACAUUACAAUCCCUGAAAAGCUAGAAUAUUUCAUUAACAAAUACGCAGAACACUCUCAUGACAAAUGGUCAAUGGAAAAGUUUGCCAAUGGAUGGACAUAUGGUGAAACGUAUUCUGAAUCUGCAAAAGUGCAACCAUUAAUGAAACAAUAUAAGUUACUGUCUGAAAAGGAGAAAGAAAUUUAUCGAUGGCCAAUCAAAGAAUCGCUGAAAACUAUGCUGGCAUGGGGAUGGCGAAUUGAAAGAACACGGGAGGGAGAUUCCAUGGCACUGUAUAAUCGGACACGUCGCAUAUCUCAAACCAGUCAAAUCUCUGUAGAUACAGCCCAUGGUUACACUCCUCGAGCGAUUGACAUGAGCAAUGUCACCCUCUCCAGAGACUUACAUGCUAUGGCCGAGAUGAUGGCUGAAAACUACCAUAACAUAUGGGCAAAGAAAAAGAAAAUGGAGCUUGAAGCAAAAGUAGGAGGAGGCAACCAUCCUCUUCUUGUUCCUUAUGAUACACUCACAGCCAAAGAAAAAGCCAAGGACAGAGAAAAAGCACAGGAUAUUCUGAAAUUUCUACAGAUUAAUGGAUAUGUUGUCUCCAGAGGACUUAAGGACCUGGAAUUGGACACGCCUUCCAUUGAGAAACGCUUUGCCUACAGUUUCCUUCAGCAACUUAUAAGAUAUGUCGAUGAAGCCCAUCAGUACAUUCUGGAGUUUGAUGGUGGCAGCAGAGGCAAAGGAGAGCACUUCCCAUAUGAACAAGAAAUCAAGUUUUUUGCCAAAGUUGUGCUCCCUUUGAUUGAUCAGUAUUUUAAAAAUCAUCGCCUGUAUUUCUUAUCUGCAGCAAGUAGGCCUCUCAGCAGUGGAGGCCAUGCCUCUAAUAAAGAGAAAGAAAUGGUGACAAGCCUGUUCUGCAAACUUGGAGUUCUUGUCAGGCAUAGGAUUUCACUGUUUGGAAAUGAUGCAACAUCAAUAGUCAACUGUCUUCACAUACUGGGCCAGACCUUGGAUGCAAGGACUGUGAUGAAAACUGGUCUGGAAUCUGUUAAGAUGGCAUUGAGAGCAUUUUUGGACAAUGCUGCUGAGGAUCUGGAGAAAACAAUGGAAAAUCUUAAGCAAGGCCAGUUUACACACAGCAGAAACCAGCCAAAGGGAGUUACACAAAUCAUUAAUUAUACCACAGUUGCUCUCCUGCCAGUGCUAUCUUCAUUAUUUGAGCAUAUUGGACAGCACCAGUUUGGGGAAGAUUUGAUAUUGGAAGAUGUUCAGGUCUCCUGCUACAGAAUAUUGGCCAGUUUAUAUGCUCUGGGAACCAGCAAGAGUAUCUAUGUAGAGCGGCAACGAUCAGCACUAGGAGAAUGCUUGGCUGCUUUCUCAGGGGCCUUUCCAGUGGCUUUUUUGGAAACUCAUUUGAACAAACAUAACAUCUACUCAAUUUACAAUACCAAGAAUGCAAGAGACAGAGCAGUUCUCAAUUUGCCUACUAGUGUAGAAGAGGUUUGCCCAAAUAUUCCCUCCUUGGUGAAGCUAAUGGAAGAAAUUGUGGAACUGGCAGAGUCUGGUAUUCGUUACACACAAAUGCCACAUAUCAUGGAAGUAAUACUGCCUAUGCUGUGUAGUUACAUGUCACACUGGUGGGAGCAUGGGCCAGAAAACAACCCUGACAAGGCUGAAAUGUGUUGCACAGCCUUGACAUCAGAGCACAUGAACACUCUGUUGGGUAACAUAUUGAAAAUCAUCUAUAACAACCUUGGUAUUGAUGAAGGAGCCUGGAUGAAGAGAUUAGCAGUGUUUUCCCAGCCCAUCAUAAGCAAAGCGAAGCCACAGCUCUUAAAGACACACUUCCUGCCACUGAUGGAUAAGCUAAAGAAAAAAGCAGCAGUGGUUGUAUCGGAUGAAGAACAUCUAAGAGCAGAAGGCAGAGGUGACAUGUCGGAGGCUGAACUGCUCAUCCUAGAUGAGUUCACCACUUUGGCACGGGACCUCUAUGCCUUCUACCCUUUGUUGAUUAGAUUUGUGGACUAUAACAGGGCAAAAUGGCUGAAAGAGCCCAACCCUGAAGCGGAAGAAUUGUUCCGCAUGGUGGCUGAGGUCUUCAUUUACUGGUCAAAGUCUCAUAAUUUCAAAAGGGAAGAGCAGAACUUUGUGGUACAAAAUGAAAUCAACAACAUGUCUUUCCUUAUUAGUGACACCAAAUCUAAGAUGUCCAAGGCAGCAGUUUCUGACCAGGAGAGGAAGAAGAUGAAGCGAAAAGGUGACCGGUACUCUAUGCAGACCUCUCUCAUUGUGGCAGCACUGAAGAGAUUACUUCCUAUUGGCCUAAACAUUUGUGCUCCUGGAGACCAAGAGCUAAUUGCACUGGCCAAAAAUCGAUUCAGUAUGAAAGAUACUGAAGAUGAGGUACGAGAUAUCAUCCGCAGUAAUCUUCACCUCCAGGGCAAGUACCGAGCCUUUUAUUUCAAGAAAUUGAUGACGAAACUUGCAUUCAUUUUGACAUGGAUGAAGCUCAAGUCACCAAAAUCUUCUUCCCGCCAUGCUAAUUCACACCUUGAAAUGUCAACUACUCAUACCCUUAGAAAACUACCUAUACAAAAAAGCUGUACCUUGAUAGAAUGUGAGGAGUCCUCAGAUCAAAAGACAUCUCCACCUGUGAUUAAAAAGUCUUUUGUGGACUAUCCAUUCAUGAUGAUCCAGUCAAAUGCUCACACAAAGACUAUGGAUGUGACAGUUGUUAAGAAAUGGAAAAGCCGAAAGGUGGAAGAAAUGCCUGCCAAUUGUGGCUUUCUAGGUUAUAAUAAGCUAUUAUUGAGCGACUGUCUUGAGGAUCCUGCCAUUAGGUGGCAGAUGGCACUUUACAAAGAUUUACCAAACAGGACUGAAGAUUCCUCAGAUCCAGAGAAGACUGUGGAAAGGGUCCUUGAUAUAGCUAAUGUACUGUUUCACCUGGAACAGGUUGAGCAUCCUCAGCGGUCCAAAAAAGCAGUGUGGCAUAAGCUGCUGUCUAAACAGAGGAAAAGAGCAGUAGUUGCCUGCUUUAGAAUGGCACCAUUGUAUAAUCUGCCAAGGCACCGAGCCGUCAAUCUCUUUCUUCAAGGCUAUGAUAAAUCUUGGAUUGAGACGGAAGAACACUAUUUUGAAGACAAACUGAUAGAAGACUUAGCAAAACCUGGGGAGGAACCACCGGAAGAAGAUGAAAGCCUUAAAAGAGUUGAUCCUUUACAUCAACUUAUUCUGCUAUUCAGUCGAACAGCCUUGACUGAAAAAUGCAAAUUGGAAGAAGAUUUCCUGUAUAUGGCUUAUGCUGACAUUAUGGCAAAGAGCUGCCAUGAUGAAGAAGAUGAUGAUGGUGAAGAAGAAGUGAAGAGUUUUGAAGUGACAGGAUCACAGCGCAGCAAGGAAAAAGAAAUGGAAAAGCAAAAACUUCUGUAUCAACAAGCCAGACUGCAUGACCGGGGUGCUGCUGAGAUGGUUCUGCAGACAAUCAGUGCUAGUAAAGGUGAGAUGGGGCCAAUGGUUGCAGCUACCCUAAAGCUAGGGAUUGCCAUCUUAAAUGGAGGAAAUUCUACCGUUCAACAGAAAAUGCUUGACUACCUCAAGGAUAAAAAGGAUGUGGGGUUCUUUCAGAGCCUUGCUGGUCUUAUGCAGUCCUGUAGUGUUCUUGACCUAAAUGCGUUUGAACGUCAGAACAAAGCAGAAGGCCUUGGCAUGGUGACUGAAGAGGGAUCAGUCAUCACUCAUGAGCGUGGAGAAAAGGUGAUGCAGGAUGAUGAGUUCACCUGUGAUCUCUUCCGCUUCCUUCAAUUGCUUUGUGAAGGACAUAAUUCAGAUUUUCAGAAUUACCUGAGAACUCAGACUGGUAACAACACAACUGUUAAUAUUAUCAUUUCCACUGUGGAUUACUUAUUAAGAGUUCAGGAAUCCAUUAGUGAUUUCUAUUGGUAUUAUUCUGGGAAGGAUGUUAUUGAUGAGCAAGGACAACGAAAUUUUUCCAAAGCCAUCCAGGUUGCAAAACAAGUUUUCAAUACUCUUACCGAGUAUAUCCAGGGGCCAUGUACUGGGAAUCAGCAAAGCCUGGCACACAGCAGGCUAUGGGAUGCUGUGGUUGGUUUUCUUCAUGUGUUUGCCCACAUGCAGAUGAAGCUGUCUCAGGAUUCCAGUCAAAUUGAAUUACUGAAGGAAUUAAUGGAUCUUCAGAAGGAUAUGGUUGUCAUGUUGCUGUCUAUGCUGGAAGGUAAUGUUGUGAAUGGAACUAUUGGCAAGCAGAUGGUCGAUAUGCUUGUGGAAUCAUCCAACAACGUGGAGAUGAUUCUGAAGUUUUUUGAUAUGUUCUUAAAAUUGAAGGAUUUGACUUCCUCUGAUGCAUUCAAAGAAUAUGACCCUGAUGGUAAAGGGAUAAUUUCAAAGAGGGAUUUUCACAAGGCAAUGGAAAGCCAUAAGCAUUACACCCAGUCUGAAACUGAGUUUCUACUAUCGUGUGCUGAAACAGAUGAGAAUGAGACUCUGGACUAUGAGGAGUUUGUGAAACGAUUCCAUGAACCUGCCAAAGACAUUGGUUUCAAUGUCGCUGUUCUCCUGACCAACCUGUCAGAACACAUGCCACAUGACACCCGCUUGCAAACUUUUCUUGAACUGUCAGAGAGUGUGCUGAAUUACUUUCAGCCUUUCCUUGGGCGCAUAGAAAUCAUGGGCAGUGCAAAGCGCAUUGAACGAGUUUAUUUUGAAAUAAGCGAGUCAAGUCGGACUCAGUGGGAGAAACCUCAGGUAAAAGAGUCAAAGAGACAAUUUAUAUUUGAUGUUGUAAAUGAAGGCGGGGAGAAAGAAAAGAUGGAGCUUUUUGUUAAUUUCUGUGAGGAUACCAUCUUUGAAAUGCAACUGGCUGCCCAGAUCUCUGAGUCAGAUCUGAAUGAAAGGUCAGCAAAUAAAGAGGAGAAUGAGAAAGAUAAGCCUGAAGAACAGGAUCCUAGAAUGGGUUUCUUCUCCCUCGUGACCAUGAAGUCAGCAUUAGUAGCGCUCAAGUAUAAUUUAAUGACUCUUAUGAAAAUGCUCAGCAUGAAAAGCCUAAAGAAACAGAUGAAAAAGGUGAAGAAAAUGACCAUGAAGGACAUGGUCAUGGCCUUGUUUUCUUCCUAUUGGAGCAUUUUGAUGGGCUUACUACAUUUUGCUUGUAGUGUCGUCCGGGGCUUCUUUCGCAUCAUAUGCAGUUUGCUGCUUGGAGGAAGCCUAGUAGAAGGAGCAAAGAAAAUCAAGGUGGCUGAGCUGUUAGCUAAUAUGCCAGAUCCCACUCAGGAUGAGGUGCGUGGGGAAGGAGAAGAGGGGGAAAGGAAGCCAACAGAAGCUGCAUUGCCUGCAGAAGACUUGACAGAUCUGAGAACUUUGUCAGAUGAGAGUGAUCUCCUCUCAGAUAUAUUUGGUUUGGAUUUGAAACGAGAAGGUGGGCAGUAUAAAUUGAUCCCUCACAAUCCGAAUGCUGGUUUGAGUGAUUUACUGAGCACUCCCUCCUUAGCUCCAAUGCCUGAGGUGCAGGAAAAAAUCCAGGAGCAGGUGAAAGAAGAUGAAAAGGAAGAGAAGGAGGAAACAAAAUCUGAACCUGAAAAAGCAGAAGGAGAAGAUGGAGAAAAAGAAGAGAAAGCCAAGGAAGACAAAGGGAAACAGAAGUUGAGACAACUCCAUACUCACAGAUAUGGAGAACCAGAAGUUCAGGAAUCAGCUUUCUGGAAGAAAAUCAUUGCAUACCAACAGAAGCUUCUUAAUUAUUUUGCGCGAAACUUUUAUAACAUGAGGAUGUUGGCGUUGUUUGUUGCUUUUGCCAUCAACUUCAUCCUGCUUUUCUAUAAGGUCUCCACCUCUGCUGUGACAGAAGAAAAGGAAGUUCCUGUGGUAUCUGCUGCUGAAAGUACCAAGUUAAACAGCCUGGAAAGCGACAACCAGAGGGUCAUUGCAGUGCAUUAUGUCCUGGAAGAAAGCAGUGGCUACAUGGAGCCCACACUGCGGAUUUUGGCCAUCCUGCACACAGUCAUCUCAUUCUUCUGCAUCAUAGGGUAUUACUGUUUGAAAGUUCCACUGGUUAUUUUUAAGAGAGAAAAGGAAGUGGCAAGGAAAUUGGAAUUUGAUGGGCUGUAUAUAACUGAACAGCCAUCAGAAGACGAUAUUAAGGGACAGUGGGACAGACUCGUAAUCAACACACAGUCUUUUCCAAAUAAUUACUGGGACAAAUUUGUGAAAAGAAAGGUCAUGGAUAAAUAUGGUGAGUUCUAUGGCCGUGACAGGAUCAGUGAGUUACUAGGAAUGGACAAAGCUGCUCUCGAUUUUAGUGAUGCUCGAGAAAAGAAGAAACCAAAGAAGGAUAGCUCCUUAUCUGCUGUGCUAAAUUCCAUUGAUGUUAAGUAUCAGAUGUGGAAAUUAGGAGUUGUUUUCACUGAUAAUUCUUUCCUUUACCUAGCGUGGUACAUGACCAUGUCAGUCCUUGGCCAUUACAACAAUUUUUUCUUUGCUGCUCAUCUCCUUGACAUUGCAAUGGGAUUCAAGACUUUACGAACUAUCCUGUCAUCAGUGACUCACAAUGGCAAACAGCUUGUCCUAACAGUGGGAUUACUGGCAGUAGUAGUAUACUUGUAUACAGUAGUGGCAUUCAAUUUUUUCCGCAAGUUCUACAACAAGAGUGAAGAUGGUGAUAUGCCAGACAUGAAAUGUGAUGAUAUGCUAACAUGCUACAUGUUUCACAUGUACGUUGGAGUACGUGCAGGUGGAGGCAUUGGUGAUGAGAUCGAGGAUCCAGCAGGAGAUGAAUAUGAAAUCUAUCGGAUUAUCUUUGACAUCACUUUCUUCUUCUUUGUGAUUGUCAUCCUGCUUGCAAUUAUUCAAGGUUUAAUUAUUGAUGCUUUUGGUGAGUUAAGAGAUCAGCAAGAGCAAGUUAAGGAAGACAUGGAGACGAAGUGCUUUAUCUGUGGAAUAGGAAAUGACUACUUUGAUACAGUGCCCCAUGGCUUUGAAACACACACACUACAGGAGCACAACUUGGCCAAUUAUUUGUUUUUUCUGAUGUAUCUUAUUAACAAAGAUGAAACAGAGCAUACAGGACAGGAAUCCUAUGUAUGGAAAAUGUAUCAAGAACGGUGCUGGGAGUUUUUCCCUGCUGGUGAUUGCUUCCGAAAACAGUAUGAAGACCAGCUCAACUAAGCAGAGAUGAGGAUUUCCAGACACAAAUAUGUCCAUGUAUUUCCCAAGUCUUUUGGGAAUAUCCAACAGAUUUCUUAAAUCCCCAAAGCUGUGUGCUUUUUGGAGCACCAAAGCUCUGUUUUUAAUGACACAACUGCGCUUUUAUUUUCUUGUGUAUUUGCUUUGAGAACACUGGAGUAAAGAACAAUGAAAAAUAACAGCAACUCUGGAAAACAAACCAACCACUUGCACACACACAAAAGAUACCCCUAUACAUAACAUGCACACAUAAGAAGAGACUUGAGACAGCUUAUUUCUGAAACUGCCAGAUGAUGCCCUUGUCUAUAAGAUCACACAUGGGGUGACAUGGUAGCAACACUCAUUCAAUCUGUUUAUUUCAUCAUCCUGGAAGGAACUAUAUAUAGUUCGCAGAGCACUGUAAAAGAUUGUUGUGGACACUAAGUUGUGGGGAAAUAGUGCCUUACUAUAUGUGGGUUGAGCUAUGCAGAAGACGAGUGCAUGAUGACAUCUUUUUUUUUUUUCUUUGUCUUCCCUUUCUUCCAAGUUAAUAUUUAUUUUGUGGUUUUGGUGGGUUUGCGAGGAAGGAAUUUGGUUGUGCACAUCUUUUUAAUAAGACUGGAGUGUCUCAGGACAAGAUUAGGUUGUUUUCAUCAAGUUCAUUUCACAUUUACCUUCCUCUUUAGCUUUUGCUCUUAUUUUGGUAAUGCUCUGAUACAACACUGCAACUUUAUGAAAUCUUUGUAUGAAAACAAGACGACUGCAAAAAACACUUUAACAAGAAAUGUUUCAUUGCAUGUUUAUUAUGCAAGUUUAAAACAAUCAAAAAAACCAACCUUCAGAAGCAAGUUGAUCAACAUGAAAAAACAUUCACAAUAAUUAUAUCCAUAGUAAUAAAGUGUUGUGGGCUUUAUUGUACAUCUGGAACAAGUGUCAUCAGCCAACAAUGUAUAUGUUAUGAAUUUAACAGUAGUUUUGGUUUCUUUUCUUUUCCUUUCUUUUAUUUCUGCCACCUGUGAUCGAUAGUGGAGUUGAAGAUUUUCUUGUUAAAUUAUUUUUUAAAAGCAAAGCUGAAGCAAUAUCCAUUCAGGGACUCCAUCAGUUGCAUCAUGAAACACCAAUGAUGUAUACAUCACUCCAUUUUGAGUCCUUUUCAAUUGUAAUGCCAGUCUUUACAAAUAAAAAGAGAGAUUCAGAAUGGAAACAA
Harpia harpyja (harpy eagle) is the source of this 16732-nucleotide messenger RNA. It is a transcript of the gene RYR2, whose product is annotated as ryanodine receptor 2. The transcript is spliced from 107 exons. The record is from RefSeq and is a predicted model, not a curated record. Gene Ontology annotation, biological process: calcium ion transmembrane transport; intracellular calcium ion homeostasis. Lineage: Eukaryota; Metazoa; Chordata; Aves; Accipitriformes; Accipitridae. Gene Ontology annotation, molecular function: calcium ion binding; ryanodine-sensitive calcium-release channel activity; protein binding. Bases 241 to 15528 code for a protein of 5095 amino acids. Gene Ontology annotation, cellular component: smooth endoplasmic reticulum; calcium channel complex; sarcoplasmic reticulum membrane.